UCCCCACAGCGCUGUCGUGGAACGGACAGAAGGUAAAAGGUCACUACCGCUGUGUUGGUUCUACUAACCGGGUGAUUUUCCAGCUCCCAUCUCGAUGAGCAGCAUCUGAGGAGACCCACGGCCAAUUUUAACGUUACUGUUAGGUUUUUUCAUAAGUCAAAAUGGCCAAGAAGAGAAGCGGAGUCCGUGAAACAGAAGGCGCUGCCCUGUUAGAGGAAGAGUCGACGGUUAAAGAAACUCAGUCCCUCAAAGGAGGUCAGCAGUACUCCGGUGGAGGCUCUGCCCGAAUGUCCCUCCUUAUAUUGCUGUCCAUCUUUGCAUGUUCUGCCUCAGUUAUGUAUCUGGUUUAUAGAAAUUUCCCUGAGCUGAGCGAAGAUGAGAGGAAGACGAUAAAAAUCCCUAAAGACAUGGAUGAUGCUAAAGCAUUGGGUACAGUGCUUUCCAAAUAUAAGGACACUUAUUAUACCCAAGUGCUGUUAGCUUAUUUUGCUACAUAUAUCUUCCUCCAGACAUUUGCAAUUCCAGGUUCGAUUUUCCUCAGUAUACUGUCUGGCUAUCUCUAUCCCUUCCCCCUAGCCUUGUUCCUGGUCUGUCUGUGUUCAGGCCUUGGAGCUUCCUUCUGCUAUAUGUUGUCUUAUUUAGUUGGCAGACCGGUGGUCUACAAAUACCUCACAGAGAGAGCCCAGAAGUGGUCUCAACAGGUAGAUAAGCACAGAGAACACCUCAUCAAUUAUAUAAUUUUUCUGAGAAUCACCCCCUUCCUCCCCAACUGGUUUAUCAACAUAACUUCCCCGGUCAUCAACGUGCCUCUAGGAGUCUUCUUCAUUGGUACAUUUCUUGGGGUAGCUCCUCCGUCUUUUGUAGCAAUUAAUGCCGGUACGACACUAUACAAACUGACAACAGCAGGAGAGGCAGUGUCCUGGAACUCUUUGGCAGUUUUGGGUGUCUUGGCUGUUCUCUCCAUCCUCCCGGUGUGCUUCCAGAAGAAGCUGCAGCAGAAGCUGGAGUGAAGCUCCCACGAGUCCGCUUUAUCCCGCUUCUCCUCGUCCUCACACUGCAAGCCCCUCUUUGUCCACAUUGGUGGGUGAAAUGGGCUCAAAACUGUCAAAGCUCUGAUUUGGCCCACACUCACCAUCUUUCCCUCUGUUCUUUUCUUUUUUGUCCUUGCAGAUUGAAGAUUUUUCUGCAUAUUUUUUAAUAACCCUGGAUACUAAUUAAUGGUCUCAUUAACCUCAGUGGUUUUUAUCUUUUCAACAUUUCUCAAGUUCACAUAACUGUAAAGCAAUACUUUUGAGGUGUUUUUAGGGUGCGUUGCCUUGACAACGCAAAAAGUACAUUCGUUUUCUUAAUUCUGUGUGAUACACUGGUAAAAUAAUGAACUUUUUAGAUACAACACAUCCCUCAGUAUAUGUUACAAAACAGGAAUGUGCCAUCAGCAUGCUCUUUCACCCUGCAAUUUGGUUGUUAGAUACUAUUUUUUUGGAGCCUUAACAUAGGAGAAUGGGCAUUAUGGGGUUCCUGAAGCCUUCAGGGUGAUCUUGGUUUUAGGACUGGAUGAUGAUGCUCCAAACAGUGUAAUGCUAUGCCAGCUUAGUGCCCUAUGUACUGCUGCCAACUACAUGUAGGAGGUGCUAGUGCUCCUGGCCCUUUUAUCCUAGAUUUUUCUGCACUGCCAUUGCAUAUUGUCGGACAGAGAUGAGACACGGAGGAGUUGUAUUUAUGAAGAUGCCUCAUAUGUAUUGUAACUUUCUCAGACUGGUUUUGUUUUAAUGAAUUUUGUCUUAAAAUGGGAGAUUAUUAGAGUGUAAUCGCUAACUCGCACACAACCCCGGUUCUGACUGAUUUAGCCGCCUUGAGGAAAAAGUAAGGAAGAGAAGAGAGAAACUAUCCUGUAGUCUUAAUUGAUUUAGCGUAAAGACUGAAAACUUUAAAUAUUUAGCUAUAUUUUUUUGAAAGCCUGUGUAGCCCACUAGCCUCAUGUGAGAAACUUCAUUUGUCUCAGUGCUUCUUUAAGGUUUUAAGAAAGCAGUUUUUUCAUGGACCUAUAGGAAAUGAGCGGUGUCUGUACGAUGAACAGUCUUAUUUGCACUGAACCUCUGCCUGUAAGGGCGCACUAUGAGCAAGGGUUGCUACGCCACAUAAGGUAGAAGUCAGAUACCUCACUUGGUGUGAUUUCACAUCACAUGGUUGUGUCCUUGUUCGUUUUAAUUGCUGUUCAUACCUCCAUCAUCCAAGGCACUACUUGGUUUUCAUCUUUUUCUCAUUCUGACUGCUAUCUACAUCCACAUCUACAGCUCAGAGACAUAACGUUUAACAUGCCAUGUAAUCCUGAAUGCUGCGAGUACUGCGAAAUAGCUUGACCGAGAACGGUGUGAACAGGUAACAGGCUUACACAGGUUCACUCUAACAGUUCAUCCAAUUGGUGAUAUUUGACAUGUCAGUUAGAACAUGGCUGUGCUACAUGUUCUUAUGCCCCCGAGUUAAUUUUCUCUACUGUCUCAUAAUUUGAAUUCUUUCCACAAUCACAGUAUUACACUGAGUUGGUGUAUUGCAGUAUGUUAUUCUUAUAAAAAUGAUAUAAAUUGACAACUUUUCUUUUGAAUGUCAUUACAUGUUCUAUAAUGAAGAUAUUUAUUAUGAAAUGAUUAAAAACAAAUGUUUUCCUUCA
This is a messenger RNA of Colossoma macropomum (tambaqui), 2668 nucleotides long. It is a transcript of the gene tmem41b, whose product is annotated as transmembrane protein 41B. NCBI's taxonomy places the organism in Eukaryota, Metazoa, Chordata, Actinopteri, Characiformes, Serrasalmidae. The transcript has 7 exons. The record is from RefSeq and is a predicted model, not a curated record. Gene Ontology annotation, cellular component: endoplasmic reticulum membrane. Bases 162 to 1010 code for a protein of 282 amino acids.